AUGCUGCGUGGAAGCCUGUCUCUUGGACGUCAGCUCACAAAUAAGCAGAGCCCCGCGAUAUGGCGUUCGAAUCGACGAUAUGCCACUACUUUCACUGAUCUGAGUCAAUUUCCAAAGGCUGGCGAGAAGCUCUACGGCUUCACUGUUAAGAGGGCAAAGACUGUACCUGAGCUCGAGCUAGCAGCGAUUCAACUCACCCACGACAAGACUGGCGCAGAUUAUAUUCAUGUGGCGAGGGAGGACAAGAACAAUGUUUUUGCAGCUGGAUUUAAGACAAACCCAGACGAUGAUACAGGAGUACCGCAUAUCCUCGAGCAUACAACCCUUUGUGGAUCUGAGAAAUAUCCAGUCCGUGACCCAUUUUUCAAAAUGUUAAAUCGGAGUUUAUCGAAUUAUAUGAAUGCUUUCACCUCCAGUGACCACACUACGUAUCCGUUUGCAACCACGAACCCAAUCGACUACGAGAAUCUUCGCGAUGUUUACCUUGACGCCACACUGAAACCCCUUCUGAAAGAAUCCGAUUUCAGGCAGGAGGGAUGGCGAGUUGGCCCGGAAGAUAUCAAAGAUCCAAACUCCCUGCUCUUGUUCAAGGGUGUAGUAUACAACGAGAUGAAAGGGCAAAUGUCUGAUGCUUCUUACUUGUUCUAUAUUCGCUUUCAGGACUACAUCUUCCCAAGCAUCCACAACUCUGGAGGGGACCCACAGAAGAUAACCGAUCUGACAUUAGAGCAACUGAGAGAAUUUCACAAAAGACAUUACCACCCGAGUAAUAGCAAGAUAUUUACAUAUGGGGAUAUACCACUAGAAACGCAUUUGCAAAAGCUUAACGACAAACUUAGUGUUUUCGAUAAGAUUGAGGUUGAGCAGGAUUUAAGAGAACCUAUUAAGCUUGAUCAGUCAAAGAGAGUGAAAGUCUAUGGGCCCAUUGAUCCGCUUAUGGACAAGGAUUCGCAAUACAAGACUUCGGUCUCAUGGAUUAUGAACGAUACUGCGGACAUAGUUGAAACUUUUGGAUUAAGGAUUUUGUCGACAUUGUUGCUAGACGGAUAUGGUUCACCGAUGUACAGAGGCCUCAUUGAGGCUAAAUUGGGUUCAGACUUUUCUCCUAACACUGGGUUCGAUACGGGGUCGAAGAGAAGUAUUUUUUCGGUCGGCCUUCAGAACGUAAGGAUAGAAGAUGUGCAAAAGGUUGAAGACACGAUCCAUGAAUGUUUGAAAGACGUGAGACAAAAAGGGUUUGACCAGAAGAAGAUCGAUGGGGCCCUUCAUCAACUAGAACUCGCUUUGAAGCAUAAAACCGCAAAUUUUGGCAUGUCAGUAAUGCAAGGCCUUACUCCAGCCUGGCACAAUGGCGUUGAUCCCUUCGAUGUCCUCGCCUGGGAAUCCACUGUCUCUGCUUUUAAAGAAGCUUAUAAUAAAGGGGGCUUUUUUGAAGGUCUUCUGGAUAAAUAUCUUCUCAACACCAACACUUUGGUGUUUACUAUGGCACCCUCCAGAGAUUACACUACCCAGAUUGCUGAAGAGGAAGUAGAGCGUUUGAAUGCAGAGAUCUCAAAGAUUGGUGACGAAGUUGUUGCUCGUGAGAUCCUGAUGAAGCAAGAAACAGAGCUAGCAGAGUUGCAGGAACAGGCAAAGCAGCAGGACUUGAGUUGUUUGCCGACGCUUAAGGUCGAAGAUAUCUCGAAGACGACAGAGAGAAAGGAGUUAUGGCAUACCAAGAUUGGGGAUGUUCCAGUCCAGUGGAGGAAGGCGCCGACAAAUGGGUUGACUUACUUUAGAGCCGUCAGCACAUUCAAGGACCUUCCCGAAGAACUUCGUCUCUAUCUUCCUCUUUUUACUGAAGCCAUUCUGCGCCUCGGAACUGCCAGGCGUUCAAUGGAAGAGCUUGAGGACCAAAUCAAACUUAAGACUGGCGGGAUCAAGGCUGGUAGUCACAUCUCCACAAGUCACUCAAACCUUGAGGUUACAGAAGAAGGGCUGGUUUUUAGCGGGUUUGCGCUUGAUAGGAACAUCCCAGAUAUGUUUGAGCUUCUUAGGAUAAUUUUGUUGGAGACAAGUUGGACCCAUAUUUCAAAGCUGAGGACUCUCGUACAAGGCAUCGCGAGUGGGUUUGUGAAUAGUCUUGCAGAGAGUGGACAUGCCUAUGCUAUGACCUUUGCGGCAGCACAUCUGACUCCGGCUGCCAGAGUGAAGGAGGUCUCAGGAGGAAUGACGCAGGUUAGACUUAUUAGUCACAUGGCGAACAAGGAGUUCUACAUUGAUGCCCAAGCGAAGCUAAGAGAAAUUGCCAAAUUCGCUGCUCGUCAAAAUGGCUUCCGAGCUGCCAUAACCUGCAGUACCGAGGCCGUAUCCUCUAAUGAAGCCGCUCUAUCAAAGUUUUUGGAGAGCCUUCCAAAAGUUGAAUCUCCCACUGAAGAUAACAUCGGCUCCUUCGACUUGACGGUUCCCUCUAAAGCCUUCUUCCCCCUCCCGUAUCAGGUUUCGUACACAGCCAUGUGUAUGAAGACUGUCCCUUACACCCAUCAGGACGGCCCAGCACUCCAAGUCCUUGCACAGCUGCUCACCCAUAAGCAUCUCCACCACGAAAUCCGAGAGAAGGGCGGCGCGUACGGAGGCGGUGCGUUCCACAGGGGCACCGGAGGCGUUUUCGGAUUCUACAGUUACAGAGAUCCAAACGUACCUAAUACUUUAAAGGUUAUGGAAGGUGCUGGUGAAUGGGCGGCAAGAAACGAGUGGAGUGAUAGGGAUUUGGAGGAGGCAAAGCUGGGAAUUUUCCAAAGCGUAGAUGCCCCACAAGCGGUUUCGUCUGAGGGAAUGACAUACUUCCUGGAUCGAAUUACAGACGAUAUGAGACAGACUCGCCGUGAACAACUCCUUGCCGUCACCGGAAAGGACAUUCAGAAAGCCGCGGAGAACUACUUAAUCAAGCAGAUCAAUUCAGGGCAGACGGCGGUUGCUGUCCUGGGUGAGAAGAAGGAGUGGUCGACGCCUGAAGCUGGGUGGGACAUCUUCCCGCUGAGCUUGGAAUCCGAGAAGGAUGCAAAGGUGACGCUUUAG
Molecule: messenger RNA, 3057 nt
Organism: Morchella importuna
Lineage: Eukaryota; Fungi; Ascomycota; Pezizomycetes; Pezizales; Morchellaceae
Exons: 5
Coding region: 1-3057 (1018 amino acids)
Biological process (GO): protein processing
Cellular component (GO): mitochondrial matrix
Molecular function (GO): metal ion binding
Source: RefSeq, a predicted model, not a curated record